Messenger RNA from Polychytrium aggregatum, 624 nucleotides. RefSeq lists its product as uncharacterized. NCBI's taxonomy places the organism in Eukaryota, Fungi, Chytridiomycota, Chytridiomycetes, Polychytriales. The transcript is spliced from 2 exons. The coding region runs from base 1 to 624 and encodes 207 amino acids. The record is from RefSeq and is a predicted model, not a curated record.
AUGAUUGCCUCGUCUCAAGCCGCCUCUGUCGUCGCGGACGGCGCCCUCCCGCCUCUGCCUCCGUCGCCUCAUCAUCGUGCUCUUCCCACCAAGGCGGCCCAUCUUCCCUAUCUGCCCUCCGCCGCCAAGGGGCCCGCUUCGUCGCUCCGUCGCCCCAAUACACAUCCCGUCGUCCUGGCAAAGGCCUCAAAGGCGGUGCUGCCCGACAACCCUGCUGCCGCCCCGGUCUUCUUGCCGACCUCCACGCCUCCCGUCUCGCCUGCCGCGCCCCAGCUCACCAUCAACCCGUUUGUCCAUGCCUCCAAGAGUGUGGGCGGGCUGUUCAUCCGGGAGGACGAUGCGGUGAUUCUGGGACUGGAGCCCGUCGGCUCCCACGAGUCGUGCUAUGGGACCGUCACGAGAUACUCCCCGGUCCUCCUCAGCGUGUUCAGCCACUACCAGAUCGUGAACAACGUCUUUGCCCUGCCCAAGCCCUUCGAUAACACCGAGUAUCACGACGGCAUCAUGGGAAAGGACCUGCUGCUGGCCCUGGGCUUCAAUGUCGCCGUCGACCGCGGCGUCAUCUAUCUCCAGGAUCCCGACGAUCACUUUUACCACCGGACACUCGUCCGAACGGGCAACUGA